Molecule: messenger RNA, 417 nt
Organism: Malassezia japonica
Lineage: Eukaryota; Fungi; Basidiomycota; Malasseziomycetes; Malasseziales; Malasseziaceae
Exons: 1
Coding region: 1-417 (138 amino acids)
Biological process (GO): Mo-molybdopterin cofactor biosynthetic process
Source: RefSeq, a predicted model, not a curated record
AUGGUGCCGAUGCGUGUGCCCCGCCUCUUGCAGUCUGUAUCGCUCGAAAUCGAUACAGACGCCGAGGAAGCGCCGCGUGCUGAAGCGCCUGUCGAGGCGGAACGUGCGCCUGCGUCUGCCCAUGUGCCGCCUGAGCGCGGGGGAUUCUCUGCCGAGUCGCUUUUGGACCCCGACGCAUGGGUUGCUGCCCACCGCGAAGAUGCGCCGGCGCCUUCGGCGGCCUAUACGCCUCCGAUCGAGCGUACUCCGCCUCCCGUCUCUGCCUCAUCCCAAGCCACGCUCACUGUGCAGUGCCGUGCAUCGGCCAACGGCGGUGCAUCGACCGAGGCCCUCGCCGGAUGUAUGGCCGCGAGUCUUACCCUCGUCGACAUGCUCGGCGCGGAUCGCGUCCAUAUCCAAGAAAUACGGGCUGAAUAG